GGAAUGGUUUUAAUGGGAAUCGGGUAUUCGGUGUUGGCCUGUGCUCUCUGGCCAAUGGUUGCUCUUAUUAUACCCGAACAUCAGUUGGGAACAGCCUAUGGUGUUAUGCAAUCGGUUCAAAAUUUAGGAUUAGCCUGUAUUGUACUCUUAGCCGGAUAUAUAGUCGAUGAAAAAGGAUAUAUUGUAUUAGAAAUCUUCUUUUUGUGUUGGCUUUGCUACAUGCGAAAGCGUUGCAAUCGGUUGUUGACUCGUCUGGAGAACUGGUCUCAUCUCAAGCACAGGUUUCUCAUGAAUCAGAGAUAUAUCAUAUUUUCAAAAUAAAUAUUAC
Messenger RNA from Medioppia subpectinata, 328 nucleotides. NCBI's taxonomy places the organism in Eukaryota, Metazoa, Arthropoda, Arachnida, Sarcoptiformes, Oppiidae. The record is from the annotation of a GenBank genome assembly.